Funneliformis geosporum is the source of this 1185-nucleotide messenger RNA. NCBI's taxonomy places the organism in Eukaryota, Fungi, Glomeromycota, Glomeromycetes, Glomerales, Glomeraceae. The record is from the annotation of a GenBank genome assembly.
AUGAAACAUUCGUUAAUAUUCAUCACGAUUUCAACCUUCUUAGCUACAAUAAUUCUCACUCAUCAAACAUCAUCAAUAAAAUGCUUUGAUCAUCCAAAUCCAUUGAACUUUCAUCAAAAAAUUCCUGUAAAUUGUGAAUUUGCUACGAGAUCAUUAAAAACAAAAAGGAAAUCAUCAAAUGAUAAAUUUCAAAUAAAAUUCACGUGUGGAAUGGAUGAUAAAAAGCUUUGUGAUAAGGUUCAAAAAGGCUUUGAAUCUGCUGGUCAGAUCAUAACUUCAACCAUAUCAAUUGAGAUUCCUAUAACGAUUGAUGCUUCGUUUUAUGAUUUCUGUAAAACUGAUAAUCAAUGUUCCAUUGAUAAUAAUGUCGUCGCUGGUGGAGCGAAUCCGGCAAGAACAAUAGCAUUGAUGGAUGAAGAUGGUGUUGAGAGAUAUUAUCCACAAGCUUUGGUUAAACAAUUACCUUUUGAACAUCAUCCUAAUUUUGGUCCUUUUGAUAUUUUGGCAAAAUUUAAUUCAGAAGCGGAUUAUUGGUUUGAGGGAGAUGAUUCACAAAUCAAACCUGAACAGGCAGAUUUUCAAUUAGUAGUUUUACAUGAACUUGUUCAUGGAUUAGGAUUUUAUUCAAGUUGGAAUGACUUUUUCGAUUUUGUGAAUCCAAAAGGAUUAACUCCAAUUCCAAGUGUUGAAGGAGAGGUAAAGGAAAAUAUGGAAAUGAUAUUUAAUGGAUUCAUUGAAAAUAUAUUUGAUAAAUAUUUAGUCAUUCUAUCAUCAGGGGAACACGCAUCAAACAUCACAACCAUAAUCAAUACAAUAGUAAACGAAAAAGGGAAAUUUUAUGAAACUCCAAAAGAUUUUAUUGUAAAAUUUAAAUCAUCUCCACAAUAUCUUCAAUCUCAAAUUAUGUUGCAAACUGCAACAACACCAUUCGCUUUAGGAUUUUUACCUAAAAAUGCAAAUUCUCCAAGUGAAGCCAUUGUGCUUGAAACCACACUAAAUCCUUACCAAACGGGAUCGAGUCUCGGUCAUGUUGAUUAUAAAACUUAUGUGAAUACUUCUGAUUUUUUGAUGACAUACAAACAAGAUUCGGGGCUGACACUUGGUGAUUUUAUGUCUAUUGGUGGUAAUUACACUGGCGGUCCGAUCGGCCCAAGGUUAAGACAAGUUUUAAAAACAUUGGGGUAA